AUGCCACCAAAGCUCAGAUUAGAGGCUUCUGAAUUUGAUCCAGUUGGGGAACCUCUUAAGGGGUUUAGACCUCCAACACUAUUAGAAAUUUUAAAACUCAGAAAUUUCUACAAGAAUCAGGAUUUCAACUUAAAAAAUAGGGAUCUAGCUGAGAAAGUGUACCCUGAAACAUUAGCUCUAUGGCAGAAAGUUCAUUGCUCCCUUCCUCUAAGAACUAAAGCAUCAAUAAUCAACCAACUUAUUGAGCACUUCACCAAGAUUGAUAAAUGCAGACAAGGAAGAGCAAAUGUUCAUUUGCUAGCUGGUGUCAGGAGCAGCUUGAAGAAAGUUUUUAACUUUACUACCUGCAGAUGUAAACUCCCAGAAGUUCUCUGUAAAAAGGCUAGCUGUGAGAAGAAUCCAGAAGAACACAAUCACAUAUUUUGUUGCUGCCCACAGAACAAGAUUCCAGAAUCUGAAAGAGUUUAUUUGAAGGCUCUUUUGGAUGAGGAUGGACCUUCUGACAAAUACAUGUUUGGAGCAGUUGAUAAAGAGGAGACUAGAAAGGGCCAAAAUAAGAACAAGAGAAUUGAGAAAAUUCAGAUCAGAUCAAGAGAUGACCUCAGUGAUCAGUUUGUACAGUUAGAAGGUUGUGAUAACUACAUUGAAAAUGAUAACAGUUCUGACUUCAAGAAAAAACUUCCAUUUAACUAUAACACUCUCAAACUUCCAACUGUUGCAAUGGAAGCUGACAGGGGACAUGGCAGUGAUACAUUUGUGGCAAGCAUUGUCAAUGCAACCUUGAUAGAUCUAGGUCUGCUUACCAAAGAUAAUCAGGAUAUUGUUGUAACAAGACACAAAAUAAGGACAGCAAGAAAAAUUAAAAGAGAGGAAAUGAGAAAAAAAAAAUAGAGAGGAGAACAUUGGACAAAUAUCUUGUUUGGGGUUUGAUGGAAAAAAAACACAAACCUUGACAGUAACUGAGGAGAAGAAGAGACAAAACAUGGUUCAGGACCAUUAUACCUUUACUAACAGUGCUGGAAAAUAUCUUGAUCAUGCAACAAUAACAGCUGCCUCAACAGGGAAAAAUAUUGCAGUCAUGAUACUGGAAGUUCUUGAUAAAUAUGAGUCUAGAGAUACUCUUAAAGCACUAGCUUGCGAUGGAACAGUAACUAACACUGGGAGAAUAUCAGGGGCUAUGUUCCUUGUCGAGAAGGAAAUCCAAAGAAAUGUGCAUUGGCUAGU
Eurytemora carolleeae is the source of this 1224-nucleotide messenger RNA. RefSeq lists its product as uncharacterized. The record is from RefSeq and is a predicted model, not a curated record. The transcript has 2 exons. The coding region runs from base 1 to 891 and encodes 296 amino acids. Lineage: Eukaryota; Metazoa; Arthropoda; Copepoda; Calanoida; Temoridae.